AUUUGGAUGACGAUUUUGAAGGGCAAGCAAGAUUUCAACUUGAAUUUAAUAUUAAUUCGGAAUCGAUUGAUGAAGUUCUAAUUAAUGCAGAUCAAGAUAGAAACUUGUGUAUCGCCAACCUUGUUAUUAACGAAAUUAGUAACGGUGACGUUGAUGAUAUAUCAAAGCAACGUAGUACUGAAGCAUUCAUCGAACGCUAUAAUUGUAAAGGUGUGGUUGUAAUUAAAGUUAAUUCCAAGAAUAAUAUUAUAUUCGUUAAGAUGUCUCAUGAUCUUCUGCAUCCACGGCCUGAAAAAUUCAAUGUAACAACGGAAAUAAAAGAUUAUAUUAACACUUGCAUUCGACAAAAUGUUCCUGAUAUCUAUCAAUUAAUUAAAGAUCAAAAUAUAAAAGGAUAUGAGUCUUUAACGAUUAAGCAGGUGCAUUACUGGUGGUCAAAAAUGGUACAGGCAGAAUAUCGAUCUUCUGAUGAUGAGCUCGCUUCU
Molecule: messenger RNA, 485 nt
Organism: Racocetra persica
Lineage: Eukaryota; Fungi; Glomeromycota; Glomeromycetes; Diversisporales; Gigasporaceae
Source: the annotation of a GenBank genome assembly